Messenger RNA from Penicillium longicatenatum, 1332 nucleotides. It is a transcript of the gene sun1, whose product is annotated as SUN family protein UTH1. Gene Ontology annotation, cellular component: cell surface; fungal-type cell wall. The record is from RefSeq and is a predicted model, not a curated record. Gene Ontology annotation, biological process: fungal-type cell wall organization. NCBI's taxonomy places the organism in Eukaryota, Fungi, Ascomycota, Eurotiomycetes, Eurotiales, Aspergillaceae. The transcript is spliced from 2 exons. Bases 1 to 1332 code for a protein of 443 amino acids.
AUGAAGUUCAACUCUGUUGCGCUGACCCUGGCCUCGGCGGGUUCCCUGGUGGCCGCCCACGGUCACCACGGCCACGCCCACUUCCACAAGCGUGUUGUUGAGACCGAAAUUGACACUGCUGUUGUCGCGGGCCCUACCGCUUACGAAUUCGUCGUCCUGGACAGCGAUAACUCCGGCAAGACCGAGAAGAUCAGCCUCGCGGAUGCCUGCGAGGGUCUCGCGGACCACGAGCUGGAAUGGCUCGGCGAUGCUGUUUCCGCCGCCUGCGCGACCAGCACCUCCGUCAGUACCUCCACCUCCACUCCCACUCCUACUUCGACCUCGACCCCGACUCCCACCUCGACCUACACUCCUGAGGUGCUUGUCCAGACCUCCGCGGUCAUCUCCAGCUCGUCCUCCAGCUCCAGCACCAGCAGCAUUGUGACUCCCAGCUCUUCCAGCUCCUCCGCCGUUGCUGCUUCCACCUCUAGCGCCAGCUCUGGUGCCACUGGACUCGACGCUGAAUUCCCCGAUGGAGAGAUCGACUGCUCCGAGUUCCCCUCCGAGUAUGGUGCCGUUGCCCUCGACUACCUCGGCAUCGGUGGUUGGUCCGGUAUCCAGUACCUCACUCUCGUUGACGAGAUUAUCAGUGACAUUGUCACUGCUGUUAGCGGCGACAGCUGCACUAGCGGAGCCGUGUGCUCCUACGCCUGCCCUGCAGGUUACCAGAAGAACCAGUGGCCAUCCACCCAGGGCUCUACUGGCCAGUCCAUUGGUGGUCUUCAGUGUAAGAAUGGCAAGUUGUACCUCACCAACACUGAGCUGGGCAAGACACUUUGCAUCCAGGGUACUGGUGGUGUUCAGGUUCGCAACGAGCUGGGUGAGGAUGUUGCUAUUUGCCGUACCGACUACCCCGGUACUGAAUCCGAGACUAUUCCUCUCGCUGCCACCUCCGGUGGUACUCACGACCUGACCUGUCCCAACAGUGCCACCUACUUCAAGUGGGAGGGCAAGUCCACCUCUGCGCAGUACUACGUGAACAACAAGGGUGUUUCCACUGAGGACGGUUGCCAGUGGGGCUCCAGUGCUAAGACCAUGGGCAACUGGGCCCCCAUGAACUUCGGUGUCGGCUACACUGAUGGCACCACCUACCUGUCCAUGUUCAAGAACGAGCCCACCACUGAUGCUGACCUUAACUUCAAGGUCAAGAUUGUUGGUGACAACCUGAGCGACGAGUGCCGCUACGACGGUGCUGGAAACUUUUACAACAGCGACGGUCUGAUCGAUAGCUCCACCAACGGUUGCACUGUCGGCUUCUCCUCCGGCAGCGCCUUUUACGUUCUGUAUGAGUAA